Messenger RNA from Dinoponera quadriceps, 4478 nucleotides. RefSeq names its product transcription elongation factor SPT5-like (gene Spt5). Gene Ontology annotation, biological process: regulation of transcription by RNA polymerase II; transcription elongation by RNA polymerase II; regulation of DNA-templated transcription elongation. The record is from RefSeq and is a predicted model, not a curated record. The coding region runs from base 194 to 3505 and encodes 1103 amino acids. Lineage: Eukaryota; Metazoa; Arthropoda; Insecta; Hymenoptera; Formicidae. Gene Ontology annotation, cellular component: DSIF complex. Gene Ontology annotation, molecular function: protein binding; mRNA binding. The transcript is spliced from 12 exons.
AGAUAAAAAUGUUCGGUUAGCUACACUUAAGUGCAUUAAGUCUUGCAGUCUCGAGAGGAUAGCCGAGUAUUUCGGGUGUGUUUUCUGCGUAUGCUGACUGAGACCUUUAUUUGUCGUUGAGAGAGAGAGAGACUUGAUGCGUUAGUGCUUCCAAAACCUGACAGUUCAAAACCCGACAGUCAACGACGUUGAAAUGUCGGAUUCAGAAGCGGUUAGUGACGCGGGAAGUCCCGUGGGAAGAUCGCGGAGUAUCUCCCGUAGCAGAAGCCGUUCCAGCUCACGAUCCAGGAGUCCAUCCAGAUCUCGUUCACGUUCCCGAUCGCCGUCUGGCUCUGAAGACGGAGACGCUAAGAUAGAUGAGGCAGAGGAAGUCAGAUCGGAUGACGAGGAAGCUGUAGAACCAGAGGAGGAACCUGAGGGAGAAGAUUUGGAUAAUAGCAGUGAAUAUGAUGAAGAAGAAGAUGAGGACGAAGACAUGCCGAAAAAGAAGAAGAAAAAAGACAGAUUUGGUGGCUUUAUCAUUGAUGAGGCUGAAGUAGAUGACGAGGUGGAAGAUGAUGAUGAAUGGGAGGAAGGUGCCCAAGAAAUUGGUAUCGUUGGAAAUGAAGUGGACGAAUUAGGACCAACUGCCCGUGAGAUUGAAGGACGACGUAGAGGUACGAAUCUCUGGGAUUCGCAGAAAGAGGACGAAAUCGGGGAAUAUUUUCGAAAAAAAUAUGCUGAUGAAUCACUUGCCGCUCAUCGCUUUGGCGAUGGUGGUGAAGAGAUGAGUGACGAAAUCACCCAGCAAACUCUAUUGCCUGGCGUGAAAGAUCCAAACUUGUGGAUGGUGAAAUGUCGUAUAGGAGAAGAAAAAUCUACUGUGCUCCUAUUGAUGCGAAAGUUUAUUACAUACCAAUUUUCGGGAGAACCUCUGCAAAUCAAAUCUAUCGUGGCACCCGAAGGUGUUAAAGGAUACAUUUAUAUAGAGGCUUUCAAACAAGCACAUAUAAAAGCCGCUAUUGAGAGCGUUGGAAGUCUGAGAAUGGGUAUAUGGAAGCAGCAAAUGGUGCCGAUCAAAGAGAUGACGGAUGUGUUACGCGUUGUCAAAGAGCAGACCGGCCUGAAAGCCAAACAGUGGGUUCGUUUGAAGCGGGGCAUUUACAAAGACGACAUAGCUCAAGUGGAUUAUGUUGACUUAGCGCAAAAUCAGGUGCAUCUGAAAUUAUUGCCGAGAAUCGACUAUACUCGACCGCGUGGUGCCUUAAGAACAGCGCAAAGCGAAUCUGAAGCUCUGAAACGCAAGAAGAAGAGACGACCACCGGCGAAGCCGUUCGAUCCUGAGGCAAUCCGCGCCAUUGGUGGAGAAGUGACCAGCGACGGAGAUUUCCUUAUAUUCGAAGGAAACAGAUACAGUCGUAAAGGAUUUCUUUAUAAAAAUUUCACCACAAGUGCUAUUAUCGCGGAAGGUGUGAAGCCUACACUCUCCGAAUUAGAGAGAUUCGAAGAAGCGCCGGAAGGCGUUGAAAUAGAUUUAAGCGGAACGCCAGGAACUGGGGUUUCCGGGAAGGAAGAUCAAAUCACUCACUCCUUCAGCAACGGAGAUAACGUAGAAGUAUGUGAGGGUGAAUUGAUCAAUCUACAAGGAAAAAUUGUCUCUAUAGAUGGAAAUAUGAUAAUGGUCAUGCCGAAACACGAAGAACUCAGAGAAGCUUUGGAAUUCCAAGCUUCUGAGUUGCGAAAAUACUUCACGAUGGGCGAUCAUGUUAAGGUUGUUGCAGGGAGGUACGAGGGUGACACCGGUUUAAUAGUCAGGGUAGAACAAAAUAGAGUGGUUUUAUUCUCUGACUUGUCGAUGCACGAGCUGGAGGUUCUCCCUAGGGACCUACAACUGUGUUCGGACAUGGCAACGGGCGUCGACAGUUUAGGUCAGUUCCAAUGGGGUGAUUUGGUGCAACUUGACGCGCAAACGGUCGGCGUUAUUGUUCGGUUGGAACGCGAGAAUUUCCAUGUGCUCUCCAUGCAUGGAAAAGUGGUCGAAGCGAGGCCGCAAGGUCUCACGAAGCGUCGAGAGAACAGGAACGCGGUUGCUCUGGACUCGCAACAAAAUACCAUACAAAAGAAAGAUAUCGUUAAAGUUGUGGACGGGCCACAUGCGGGUCGAGGUGGAGAAAUUAAACAUUUGUACAGGAGCUUCGCUUUCUUGCAUUCACGAAUGUUCGUCGACAAUGGUGGCAUUUUCGUAUGCAAAACCAGACAUCUUCAGUUAUCUGGUGGGACCAAAACGAACGCGACAACUAUGUCGGUAGUCGCUGGAUUUAUGUCGCCUAGAAUUGCUUCUCCGAUGCAUCCCAGCGGGGGAGGCUUCGGUAGAGGGGGUGGAAGUGGAAGAGGCAGAGGUCGCGGUGGCGGUGCGAGACGCGACAGAGAAAUAAUCGGGACCACUAUCAAGAUAACGGGCGGGCCUUACAAGGGCAAUGUCGGUAUCGUGAAAGACGCGACGGAGACCACGGCGCGAGUAGAACUGCAUUCCACAUGCCAGACGAUUUCCGUGGACCGAUCUCAUAUUGCGAAUGUCGGUGUACCGACGAAGGAUGGUGGAUUCAGCAGUUACAACAGAACUCCGGCGUACGUAGCGGGUGGACAAACGCCGAUGUAUGCCAGAGAUGGAUCCAAGACGCCUAUGCAUGGCUCUCAAACACCUAUGUAUGAAAAUGGCUCUCGUACUCCUCAUUACGGUUCAAUGACGCCGUCUCACGAUGGUUCGCGAACACCCGGCCAAUCAGGAGCCUGGGACCCGGCUGUCACAAAUACGCCCGCCAGAACGAACGAUUUCGAUGGCUACAGUAUGGAAGAGGGUGGGUCCCCCAGCUAUGGGCCCGGAUAUCCUGCUACCGGAGGUCCGUUCACUCCGCAGACCCCGGGCACCAUGUACGGUUCGGAACAAAGCUUUAGCUCGUAUCAACCAAGCCCUAGUCCUGCUGGAAGUGCCACUGCAAGUCCAAGUCCUACGGGUUAUGUCGCCACUCCGUCCCCAAGUGGAACUGGGUAUACCACGAGCCCACAAGGAGCAUUUGCGACUCCGUCUCCCAUGGGCUAUAGCCCCAUGACACCUGGGAGCCCGUACAAUCCACAAACGCCUGGCGCAGGAUUGGAUACAGGUAUUGGUUCUGGUGUCGUAGGCGGCUCCGAAUGGCAUACAACGGAUAUUGAAGUACGCAUUCGCAACUCCCAAGAUGAUCCUGCGCUUGCUGGUCAACAGGCAAUUAUUCGUGGAAUUUCGGGCGGCAUGUGCACCAUUUACUUACCUACCGAGGACAGAGUCGUGAAUUUAGGCUGUGAUCAACUGGAACCUGUGGUGCCGUCACGCGGUGAUCGAGUGAAAGUAAUUCUAGGCGAGGACCGAGAAGCCGUCGGCACUUUACUCUCGAUCGACAAUCAAGAAGGAGUUGUUAAGCUCAAUACGGAAGAGAUAAAAUUUUUACAGCUACGAUUUUUGUGUAAAAUGAAAGCUGCUAACACGUAACUUUCUCAAUACUUUUUACACACACACACACACACAUAUAAACUAUGUACCUAAAAUUAUUAUUAUUAUUAUUUUAUAUAAACAAAAGCAUCUAAGGAAGGAAUAUUUACGAUAUGAUGAUACCGAACAAAAAGGAUAUGUUAUGUUCUUGUUGAAACUUUACAAUGUUUACUUUCUGAGUGACUAGAUCAUAUUGCAAGCAAAAAACUAUUAAAACUUUCAAUUAUGGUCUAUAUAUCUUUUAAAUAAAGUUCCUGGUCUCGCUGCAACUUGUCUUUGUUCGAUGACGUCAGAAGCGAGAAGACGUAUGUCAAAAAUUCUUGCGUUAUUCGUUCAAAUAAAAAAUAUAGCCACAAAAUGAUGAUUGAUUUAGUAUACUUGUAAAAUUGUUCGAACACUUUUACUCUAACGUUGCAACAUUACUCGCGAGCGGAUGAGUCGCGCAGUAUGGCCGAUGACGUAUCCCGCGACUCCCAGAAGCAACCGUUUUCGUCUGAAUGGUGGGCAACCGGGCUGGCAAUCGCGCCGAUAGGCGCUCCUGUGUUACAGAUCACGUGGAUGUAGCCUCCAUCGAAUCUUCAACAUUAUUAUUUGUACGACAUGUCUAAGGAAGUACUAACUUUUGGAGGAAUAAGCAAAACGCGGAAAAUUUAUGUAAAUUACUACUACAGUGACGUACAAAUCGAUGGAUAUACAAAUUGUAUUCUUUAACAUUCAGUGUUCACGUAUUCAUUAUGUAUGUUUUAAUUUUGUACGAUGUAAAUAAACGUAAUACAUUAUUUGGUGCGUUCACAUCAGCUGAGUGACAACGGAUACUGGCAGUUUUUGUAUUUAUACAUUCUGAAUGAACGAUAACAGUCAUAGUAUCUGCAAAUUGACACUGAAUAUUUUAGACAGUAUAAACUUAUGUUAUAUGAAUAAAAGUAUUAUACAAAAGAUGUGUUCGUCUUUUGACAUUAAUUGAAAUAAAUAA